UUUUUUUUUUUAAUAUACUUUUCCUUUUUCUUUUUCUCAUCCAACAACAUCAUUAAAAACAUGACUGAAAAAGAAUCUUCUCAAGAAUAUGCUACUCGGUCAGGACGAACAACAGGCAGUGACAUUGGUGAACUUCAACAAAAGAUAUCAAAAGCUGAAAAAGAACUUGUUCAAUUAAGACUAGAACUAGAUCAAACUCGACAACAAGGAAAGCAAGCUGAACUACAUGCUCUUGAAAGUGGACGAACCAAUCGUAAGCUAAAAGCUGAAAUUCAAACCUUGACUGAUAUGAGCAACCGAAAGGAUCGACAAGCAGAAAAUGCAAAGGCAACUGCAUUCUUUUUUGAAGGUCAAGUGAAAAAGUAUACUGAUGAAAUUGAAAGUGCAAGACAAGGUAUGGGACAUUUGAAGUUAUUGGAUGACGAAUUACGGGAAGCCAAAGAAGAACAACAACGAUUGGAAAAACAAGCCCAAACAGAAUAUGAACAAGUUAAACUAAAGAUUCAACAAACACAAGAAAAAUACAAGACGGAUAAAGAAGAAUUGAACAAGAUGAUUGCAGCUGCAUAUCAAGAUUUAGUCACUUCUUCUGAUAAGGCUUUGAAACUUCAACAACAGGUAGAAGCUCGAUUGGCAUUUCCUUCUUCUCAAGAUAUUGUACAAUUGGAAAAAGAUUACAAAAUCAAUCAACAAGAACAAUUGGAUAUGGUUAAUUCUGUACAUCAUCAAGUGAAUCAACUCAAAGAUACUUUAGAACAAUCUGAAAAAACUACUCAAUCACAUGAAGAAACGAUGGCUACAGUACGACAAGAAAUGGAUAGAAUCAUGCGACGUUUACGGGCUAUUGACACUCAAACAGAAUAAUUAGUUUUUUACUAUGAUUAUUUUAUCUUAUUCCUUAUCAUAUGAUUGUCUUUUUAUUAAAAAAAAAUAAAAUAAAAUGCAAAUCGUUUGGAUACCCUUUUCCUUUGAUAUGGUCUGUCUUGAAUCUAUACAAUCAGU
Halteromyces radiatus is the source of this 1002-nucleotide messenger RNA. RefSeq lists its product as uncharacterized. The transcript is spliced from 2 exons. The record is from RefSeq and is a predicted model, not a curated record. Lineage: Eukaryota; Fungi; Mucoromycota; Mucoromycetes; Mucorales; Cunninghamellaceae. Bases 61 to 864 code for a protein of 267 amino acids.